This is a messenger RNA of Glossina fuscipes, 1115 nucleotides long. RefSeq names its product coatomer subunit epsilon (gene epsilonCOP). NCBI's taxonomy places the organism in Eukaryota, Metazoa, Arthropoda, Insecta, Diptera, Glossinidae. Gene Ontology annotation, molecular function: protein binding; structural molecule activity. The transcript has 2 exons. Bases 106 to 1020 code for a protein of 304 amino acids. The record is from RefSeq and is a predicted model, not a curated record. Gene Ontology annotation, biological process: intra-Golgi vesicle-mediated transport; endoplasmic reticulum to Golgi vesicle-mediated transport; retrograde vesicle-mediated transport, Golgi to endoplasmic reticulum. Gene Ontology annotation, cellular component: COPI vesicle coat.
AUAGACACAUAUGUGUAUUCUCAUUUUGUUGACAUUUGAACACGUCAUAAACAAAGAGGAGAACGAGCGAAAUUUAUAAAAGAAAAUUUUAUUAAAUUAAACAAAAUGAGUAAGACUCUACAAGAAGAAGAUACAAAUUCGACUUUGUUUUACGCUCGCAAUGAAUAUUAUAUCGGGAAUUUUUUGGGUUCAGUAAAUUUUGUGCUUCCGGAGCAAGGUACUGCCAGCACUGAAUUGCUAUCGUAUAUGUAUUUGUCGUACUUGGCUAUAGACUCGGGACGUUUGGUGGCCAGUUAUGUCAAGGAAGACAAUGAAACACCUUUGUUAGCUUUUCGCUAUAUGCAUGAAGCCUUCGAGCAACCCGAAAAAAUUGAAGAUAUACUAAGUAAACUUAUGGAUAAAGUAGCUAUUGAUGAAGAUGAAACGAAUAUCUGGCAUAUAGCCACCGCUAUUAUCUACUGUUAUAAUAACCAGUUUGAGAAUGCAUUAAAAAUUUUGCAUGGAUCGAACAAUUUGGAAUCUAUGGCUUUAUCAGUUCAGUGUUUGUUGCGCAUGAAUCGUAUCGAUUUGGCUAAACAAUUGAUGGGGAAAAUGCAAGAAAUUUCAGAUGAUCAUACGCUAACACAACUGGCCCAAGCAUGGGUGGCUUUGAGCACCGGCACUGAACAGAUGCAAGAUGCAUUCCAUAUUUUUCAAGAAUUCUGUGAGAAAUACAAACCGACACCUCUGUUACUGAAUGGCCAGGCAGUAGUUCAUAUAGGUUUAGAGAGAUAUGAAGAAGCAGACGCGGUUUUAAGAGAAGCCUUAACGAAAAAGCAUAACGAUUACGACACCUUAAUUAACUUGAUGGUUCUGGCACAUCUUACUGGCAAAUCAUCUGAAACUAUAACGCGUUAUUGGGACCAGUUGCAACAAUUUUUUCCCAAAAGCGAAUUUGUUUUAGAUAUGGAAAAUAAAUCCGCUGAAUUUGAUAAAUUAUGUUCGCAAUAUUCUGUAGAAGAGACUUUAACCCAAGCUUAAGUCCGCAACAUAGUACCGUAUUCUUUUGUUUAUUAACUUUUAUAAAAUGUGUACCAUUAUUAUAAUAAAUGCUUACGUGUUAAUUGAAAAACGUU